AUGGCAACUGCAAAAUCUCAAGGAGUUACGAGCUCAAUUAGUAACUCUAAUACAACCGGAAGAAGUAAAGAUGAUCUCCCUACUCUUAAGAAUAAAGUCGCUGAACUUGAACGUCAAGUUGCUGAUUAUAAAAGUAAAUUGGAUGAAUUACGCCGUGCUAAAGCUACAACUGUUGUUAAAUUAGAAAAGGAAUAUGUCAAUACUAGUAUUCCUGGAAUAAAUCGCCCAGAAAAAACAAAACCAUGUGAAAAAUGUGAUGAACUGGAAAAAAUGUUAGAUACUGAAAGAAAAUCCAGUGCACAAUUAAAACGAUUAGUUGAACAAAAAGAAAACAGCAAACAGCAAACAUCAUCGACCAAUUCUGGUCCAUGUACAAAAUGUUCUGAUUUUAAAAAAUUAUUAGAUUUUGAAAAACAAAGCAAUCAACAAUUAACAGAACAACUGAAGAUGGAAAAACAGCUAACACAAGAAGAAAGAAAUGCUAAAGAGCUACUUGAAAGAACAUUAGAUAUGACACAUUCUAAUUUAAUUGAAGCAAAAAGCGAAUGCGAAGCAUUACGGAUCGAAAAUGAAGAUUAUCAAAAAGCAUUUGAUUCUAUGAAAAAAGAACAUACAGAAAAAAUGGCUGAUUUAUGUAAUCGAGAAGAAGAAGCUAAGAAACAAGUUGCCACUUGGGAACAAAUGUAUCGAGAAUGGAUGGCAACCAUGGAACGACGAGUUAAUAAUUUACAAGUCACGAAUGAGGAACUUCAAACUUGGUUACAUGAUGAUAAUGAAAUCAGUCCCAAUCGUCGGUCAGGUGGCGGUGGUGGUAGUAAUCGUCGAUAA
Rotaria socialis is the source of this 828-nucleotide messenger RNA. Lineage: Eukaryota; Metazoa; Rotifera; Eurotatoria; Philodinida; Philodinidae. The record is from the annotation of a GenBank genome assembly.